This is a messenger RNA of Aureobasidium vineae, 1941 nucleotides long. The record is from the annotation of a GenBank genome assembly. Lineage: Eukaryota; Fungi; Ascomycota; Dothideomycetes; Dothideales; Saccotheciaceae.
AUGUCUGCAGUACAGCAGCAAGUCGACCAGGGCACCAACUGGAUGGUCAUAGCAUCCGUCGCAUACUAUAGCACACAGUCGGUCGCCCAGACGGUUGGUAUUUUCAUGUUCGUCAACUUUGCCAUCAAGCAAGUCACCGGAGGCGUUCAACAACAGAAGCAAGCUGAGAGUGCCCCCGCUCCCACCGUCGCCGCUGGUACGGGCCAACAGGUGCUUGGAUCCUCGUACAGCGCCAUCCCCGAGAUGAUCAUGCCUCUGUGGCAGCAAAACGCCUCCAUGGACAUCAACAUGUAUGUCUCGCCUUCGUUCGCCAUGCCCGCCCUCAGCCAGAUGCCCCAGGAAUCCCUGGUUCUCCAAGAGCGCAACUUCCACUACGGAGACUGGUCCGACAAGCGCCAGGUCCAUACCACAAUCGCCAUUCCUCAGUCCGUCCAAGAGAAUGGAACACUCUGGGCACACAUCUAUAUUUCUCAGUCAGGAAGCGUCAUGGAUCCUACUCUACCUGGCUACGAUUCCUUCAAGGCUUACCGCGUCACCCGACCCCUGACAAACUACCUGGCCAAGAAGAAGGUCCACAAGACUCGCAACCUGCUUGACUCUUCUGACGCCGAAGAGCAAGCCGAGGACGAGGCCUCAGGUCCUGUCAUCUCCAACUACUACCACCCCAAUUUCACUCUGUCCAUCAUCCCCAACAUUGGAACUCCUGUUUACCCUCAGAUGCACCCAGCAAUGCGCCAAUUCGUCUCUCUGGAAGCAACCGGUGCCCGCGAUGAUUCUGGCAAGAACGCCUGGUACUACCCUGUUCUCUAUCUCAACACCUUCUGGCAGCUUCGUUCUCAGAUGACUGAGCUCAACUCGACUGUGACUGAGAUGCCUCUCAACCUCGAUUUGCAAACCGACCCCAACUGGAAAUUCAGCAUCAUGGCAAGCAUGGACGAGGGUAUGAAGGAGAAUGCCAGAAAGAUUGCUCGUGGAGAGACUACCCCUGGAGGCGGUGACGGCAGCGAGCUCGAGAUGAUCAAGGAGGUUCUUCUUGACACGAACAUGUACCUCCUCGGUCUCACAGGGUUCGUCAGUAUUUUGCACAUGAUCUUCGAGAUGCUGGCUUUCAAAAACGACGUCUCGCAUUUCCGCAAGAAGAAGGACAACGUCGGAACCUCAGUCCGCACCAUCCUCGCCAACGUCUUCAUGCAGAGUGUAAUAUUCCUCUAUUUACUUGACAACAACGAAAACACCUCAUGGAUGAUCCUCUUCGGUCAAGGCAUGGGCAUUGCCAUCGAAGCAUGGAAGGUUACCAAGACAGUGGACGUACGUGUUCGCGCGGCCCCUGAAGGCUCCCUGAUUCCCUACCGCGUCGUCUUUGAGGACAAGCACAAGCUUUCAGACACCGAGAAGAAGACCCAGGAGUACGACGAGAUCGCUUUCCGCUACCUAUACAUGGUUGCAGUUCCGCUUCUGCUCGCAUAUGCCGGAUACUCGCUCGUUUACGAGACACACAAGAGCUGGUACAGCUUCAUCAUUGCCACUCUGGUCGGCUCUGUCUACGCAUACGGCUUCCUCAUGAUGGUCCCGAGCUUGUACAUCAACUACCGUCUGAAGAGUGUCGCACACAUGCCCGCAAAGGCAAUGACUUACAAGUUCCUCAACACGUUCAUCGACGACUUGUUCGCAUUUACUAUCAAGAUGCCUACACUGCAUCGUUUGGCAACUCUGCGCGACGAUGUCAUCUUCUUCGUAUACCUCUACCAGGCUUGGGCAUACAAGGUUGACCACACCCGUGUCAACGAGUUCGGCCAGGGAGGUGACGAUGAGGAAGUCGAGGAGAAGAAGGCUGCUCAGCCUUUAAAAUCUGCACCUGAAGAAGAUGUGACACCGGUCAAGACUGAGGCUUCGAGCUCUGGCGCUCAGAGCAAGGCUGGUGCCUCGAGAAAGAGAAAGUAA